CUUAUGCCCCACCACUGGAAGGAAAAAUGGAGGUGCCCUCAGCAUGCUGAGCCUGCGGAAAUCUCGAGGACGAACAAGUCGAGAAACUUGCAUGCGCAAAGCUGCUGGUUGCUGCAGGAGAUGGGUGCAAGUAUGAUGACCCUCUUGGACCAUAAACUUCCGUACCGACCGGUGAAGCAGCCACAGAAAUGGACAAAAUCCUCUUCAGAUGUAUCCAAAUUCCAAUGCUUCUUCUUCCUUCGGUAAAAUAGAGAAGUGAAUAAACUCACUGCAGUCGAGUAGAGUCGAGAGAGCCCAAUUAGGUGUAGUCUGAGAUGAGCAAAAGUCAAUGAUCAUCGCUGUUUUUUGCUUUGUUUUCAUCUCACCGAGAAUCCAAUGUCAGAUUGAUGGAAGACGGACAGCUCAUGAAAGGCGUGUAAGGUACGGUGUCGUGGAUUCUUCGCUAGUCUACUCUUUUUCUUUCUUGGAUUUUUGUGCUGGUGGAAAAGACAUUGCAUGAUUGAGCUCAUCGAGUAUCUUCGAACGAUCCGAGAUGCUUCUUCGUGAUGUCACCCUGUCGACUCGCCCGUUCUCCUUCCCCCCCGAAACAUCGAGCUCUUACAGGUUAUUUUCCUAUAAAUCGAGCUUCAUUUUCUUUCAGGAGUUGCAUCUUUUUCCGAAGAUUUCUGUUUAGGUACUUGAGAAUCUUGGAAUGGGAGGGAUUCGAGGUAACUACUGUCGGUAAUCGAAGCAGAGCAAUAAUGUUUCCUGGUGGAUCCAAGCUUUAAGCGCUAGAUCGUGAGAUUUGCUGCGACACGAACGUAGAUUCGGAAGGCUCAGGAUGUUUGAUGGGAGCGUGGCAUUGUCAUACAGCGCUGUGAACUUUCCUAUCCACGUCGUGGAGGAGCUGAACAAGCACCGGAUCCAUUUUAGAUCUCGGCCGUCUUCUACCUCUUCUCUUGCUCCGAAACCAGCCUCUACAUCGUCCACCUCUGGGAAGCCUGAGCCGGUUUCGUCUCCUUCGGGGAAUGGGUACAACGGUCCUUUCUUGGACUUGUCUAACACUGUGGGUGUCCUGGGUGGGGUUUCAGCUGCUUCCACCCUCAGGUUCUUGGAGAAGCUCGUCCAAUGGAGCUCCUCGGAUGGGCAGGAGACUCCCCCCUUUGUCGUUUGCAAUAACCCUGUGCUGAACCGAGAGCUCGCUCUGCAUCAGAGCGGUUGGGACUGCUGCACGCAAUCUGCUGGUUCUAUUGUCGUGGAGAAUCUCCGUCGGGAGAGGGUCUUCCUGGAGAGGGCUGGAGCUCGUUGCAUCGCUAUGCCGUGCCACGUCGCGCACGCUUGGCGCGAUGAGAUCGCCGAGGGGUGCUCUGUGCCACUCCUCGACGCCGGUGACUGUGUCGCCAAGGAACUGAAAGCAGCAAACCUGAAGCCGGUUGAAAUGGGAAGCAACGCUCGCAUAGGAAUUCUUGCCAUGGACGCAUUAAUCGUGGCUCGGCUGUAUCAGCAAAAACUCGAAAACCAGGGUUUCGAGGUGCUGCUACCCGACAAAGCAACCAUGGAGCACAUUGUCAUCCCUGCAAGGGAGGCAUUCGACAGGGAAGACAUGGAAGGUGCAAGAAAUCUGUUGAGGAUAUCGAUUCAAGUUCUUCUGGUGAGGGCUGUCAGUAGCAUUAUUCUUGUCUCUGAUUACAUGCAUGGACUCUUACCCGCGGACGACCCACUGCUGGGGAAAUGUGUUGACCCCAUGGAUGCUUUGGUCAGAGCCACUGUACUCUGGGCUACAUCAACCGAAGAAGACAAACAGUAAGUGCAGAUGAUACAAGUGUCUUCGGAAGUGCAUUGUGCAUAUAGAAUGCCAGUUUAUGAUAUGGCCUGUUAGCACAAUAAACAUAAGAUAUUGCUUCAGAUUGUAACUGCAAAAUAUGCUAUUAAAUUAUGCACUAGUAAACAUAUAUGUGAUUUUUGUUUGUCAAACUACAACAAUGCAGUCAGAAAGAGAUGAACAGAUGCACUGUUUAUGUGUAUUAAUUUGGUUUGAUUGUUUCUUAA
Molecule: messenger RNA, 2028 nt
Organism: Musa acuminata AAA Group (dessert banana)
Lineage: Eukaryota; Viridiplantae; Streptophyta; Magnoliopsida; Zingiberales; Musaceae
Exons: 2
Coding region: 821-1786 (321 amino acids)
Source: RefSeq, a predicted model, not a curated record